UAAUCCGGCCCAAACUGUCUAAACCCUAAUAUAAAAACUAAAUCUUCAAUCGAGAAGAGGUCGCGAGUUUCAGUGGUGUGAUUUUCAUUUGUGCUUUUGUCUCUGUGAAAUUUCUCAGCAAUGAAGGUUGUCGCAGCUUUCCUGUUGGCUGUUUUGGGAGGCAACACCGCCCCCUCCGCCGAGGAUCUGAAGGGAAUUUUGAGCUCAGUUGGGGCUGAUGCUGAUGAGGAAAGAAUUGAGCUGUUGCUUUCUCAAGUUGCCGGAAAAGACAUUACUGAGUUGAUUGCUGCCGGGAGGGAAAAAUUGGCUUCAGUACCUUCAGGUGGUGGCGGGGUUGCAGUUUCUGCUCCCACUGGUGGUGCAGGAGGUGGUUCUGCCCCUGCUGCUGCCGAGGCUAAGAAAGAAGAGAAGGUUGAAGAGAAAGAAGAGUCUGAUGAUGUAAGACAUGGGCUUCGGUCUUUUUGAUUAGAUUUUGCAAAUGCAGCCGUGUAUCGAGAAAGCAUUCGAUGCAUUCUCUUCAAUUUACGAUAGUAGAGAAAUUUUCUUUUAUGUUUUCGGUACUGGAAUUUCGUGUACGAACAAUUUGAGGACUAAUUAUAGUGUUGUUCUUGGUUUUGAAUGCUA
Salvia hispanica is the source of this 624-nucleotide messenger RNA. NCBI's taxonomy places the organism in Eukaryota, Viridiplantae, Streptophyta, Magnoliopsida, Lamiales, Lamiaceae. The record is from RefSeq and is a predicted model, not a curated record.